Molecule: messenger RNA, 2362 nt
Organism: Hevea brasiliensis (rubber tree)
Lineage: Eukaryota; Viridiplantae; Streptophyta; Magnoliopsida; Malpighiales; Euphorbiaceae
Product: serine/threonine-protein kinase STY46
Exons: 16
Coding region: 302-1972 (556 amino acids)
Biological process (GO): protein phosphorylation
Molecular function (GO): protein kinase activity; ATP binding
Source: RefSeq, a predicted model, not a curated record
AGAAGAAAAUAGAAAUGCAAAGACGAAAACCGACAUGGUGUCUCUGUUCAAACAUAUAAAGAAGAAAAGCUCUAGAACUCGUAGAUUCACCGUACUCUGCUACAGUUUUUCAUUUAGGACAAAAUUGCCCUUCAUUUACCUUCAAAACUCCCAAUUUGCUUUGUCCUUGUAGAUUCUACCUACAGUCAAAGAUCCUCAGCUGAUCAAAGUUGUCCUCUAUUUUCUUUCCAUUUUCCUUCACUUUCUCUCUCAUGGAGGCAGGUGGAGGUUGCUAGUAGCGGAAAAGAAGAGAGGAAAUCGAAUGGAUUGGACCGAAGGUGUUGGCGAGAGCUCUUCGCCGCCGAGGAGCUUUGGGAGCUUCAAUAACUGUGAUGUGAGGAACGAUGUGUAUGACCGCUUGAUGCAGAUUGGACACGAGGAAGCUGUUUCUAAUCCUUUGUUUCGUGAGCAUCUUGAUGCUCACUUUAAUCGCUUGCCUUCUAGUUAUUUACUUGACGUCAACAUGGAUAGAGCGGAGGAUGUUCUGUUACACCAAAGACUUCUUACAUCAGCAAAAGAUCCAGAGAAACGCCCGGUUUAUCAUAUUCGUUUCUUGGAGAACCAUUGCACCAGAACAGAUGAUGGUGAUGACCUACAAUUUACGAAUAUUAUUUCCACUGAGAGGCCAGAUUUUAAUGCAGACAAUGGAGUUGUGCCAUCAAAUAAGAAUAGAAUCAAGGACUGUGCAAUUGACUUUGAGCCCUGCUCUAAGCUCGAGCAUCUAAAUUUGGAUGUUAAAAAGGAUUACAAAGGCAUGGAGGAAACAUAUCAUAGAGAGAAUGCUUCUAGAAGGCAAGAACUUGUACAUGUUCAUGAAGUAAUUUUUUCUACCAUUGACAAGCCAAAGCUCCUUAGCCAGCUUUCUGCUUUGCUUUCAGAUAUAGGACUUAAUAUCCGUGAAGCACAUGUGUUCUCAACAACUGAUGGUUACUCCUUGGAUGUAUUUGUGGUGGAUGGAUGGCCUAAUGAGGAUACAGAUGGUUUGUAUAAGGCUAUGGAAAAAGCAAUUGCUAGAAGUGAGGGGUCUUGGUCUGGUUCUUCACAUUCUCAUUCAGCUGCGGGUAAAACUUCAGCAGCUCAAGCAAAAUCUGGAGAUUGGGAAAUAGAUCGACGAUUAUUGAAGAUAGGGGAAAGAAUUGCAUCUGGAUCUUGUGGAGAUCUGUAUCAUGGAGUUUACCUUGGUCAGGAUGUUGCUGUUAAAAUUCUAAGAUCUGAGCAUUUAAAUGAUACACAAGAAGAGGAGUUUGCUCAAGAAGUUGCAAUUUUAAGGCAAGUCCAACAUAGAAAUGUCGUUCGUUUUAUUGGUGCAUGUACACAGUCUCCACAUUUGUGCAUAGUAACAGAGUAUAUGCCAGGUGGAAGUCUCUAUGAUUACUUGCAUAAGAACCAUAAUUUAUUGAAGCUUCCUCAGUUGUUGAAGUUUGCAAUAGAUGUUUCCCGAGGAAUGGAAUAUUUGCAUCAAAACAAUAUAAUUCACAGGGAUCUGAAGACAGCAAAUUUGUUAAUGGACACUCACAAGGUUGUUAAAGUGGCAGAUUUUGGAGUUGCUCGGUUCCAGAAUCAAGAGGGUGUGAUGACGGCAGAGACCGGAACAUACAGAUGGAUGGCACCUGAGGUUAUAAACCAUCAACCAUAUGAUCAAAAAGCAGAUAUAUUCAGUUUUGCUAUUGUACUGUGGGAGCUGGUAACAGCCAAGGUGCCAUAUGAUACCAUGACUCCGCUACAGGCUGCCCUGGGAGUAAGACAGGGGCUGCGUCCAGAACUCCCUCAGGAUGCACACCCAAAGCUACUAGACUUGAUGCAGAGAUGUUGGAAAACAACUCCUGCCAAUCGACCACCCUUCUCUGAGAUAACAGUUGAACUUGAAAUACUUCUCCAGGAAGUUCAGGUGUUCACGUGCCAGGAAACUAAAGAUGCAGUGAAUGGCAGCUGAACUAUUGCUGUGUGCAGUAUGCAAUAUUCUAACAGUUAUAUUUUGACGCCUUCUUUUUGUCAUGUUUCUUCAAAAUAGUUAACAAGAGUUUUUAUACCGAGGGAAAAAAGAUUUUACAAAUGCUGUCCAUUACAACGCUAACGAAACAAAGAGUGCCAUCAUUUGUAUUUUUUUGGGCACUAAUACCAGUUUCUUAUAGAGUUCCCUUUUACUAUGCAUGGUUGUAAAGCUUUUGACUUGCGGGACAUGUAGGUUAACUUCAUCCAUAGUGACUAAAUUUCUUUUGAAUUUCAGCUCGUUCACUGAAUUGUUUUCCCUUUCAUUUUGUAUAAACAAGGACAAAGUUGUUUAUUAUUAUUAUUAUUAUUAUUAUUAUUAUUAUUAUUAUUA